GGUGCGCGGCGCGGCUGGCGCUGCGCUCCGCCCCGGCUGCAUUGCUGCGCUCCGGUGCCCAAGGGAGCCACGCGCCGCGUGCGCCCGGCAGCCGGCCGCCCGGAGGCAGCGCAGUCCGCUGGCAUGGGCCCCGGGGGCGCCCCGAGCUGGGGCUCCGGGCUGAGGCGCUAAAGCCGCCCUCCCGCCCGCGGGGCCCCGCGCCCGGCCCGCCCGCGGCCAUGGCCGUCCGGCCCGGCCUGUGGCCGGCGCUCCUGGGCAUAGUCCUCGCCGCCUGGCUCCGCGGCUCGGGUGCCCAGCAGAGUGCCACCGUGGCCAACCCAGUGCCUGGUGCCAACCCGGACCUGCUUCCCCACUUUCUGGUGGAGCCCGAGGACGUGUACAUCGUCAAGAACAAGCCAGUGCUGCUGGUGUGCAAGGCUGUGCCCGCCACGCAGAUCUUCUUCAAGUGCAAUGGGGAGUGGGUGCGUCAGGUGGACCACGUGAUCGAGCGCAGCACGGAUGGGAGCAGCGGGCUGCCCACCAUGGAGGUCCGCAUUAAUGUCUCAAGGCAGCAGGUGGAGAAGGUGUUCGGGCUGGAGGAAUACUGGUGCCAGUGUGUGGCAUGGAGCUCCUCGGGCACCACCAAGAGUCAGAAGGCCUACAUCCGCAUAGCCUAUUUGCGCAAGAACUUCGAGCAGGAGCCGCUGGCCAAGGAGGUGUCCCUGGAGCAGGGCAUCGUGCUGCCCUGCCGUCCACCGGAGGGCAUCCCUCCAGCCGAGGUGGAGUGGCUCCGGAACGAGGACCUGGUGGACCCAUCCCUGGACCCCAAUGUAUACAUCACGCGGGAGCACAGCCUGGUGGUGCGACAGGCCCGCCUUGCUGACACGGCCAACUACACCUGCGUGGCCAAGAACAUCGUGGCACGUCGCCGCAGCGCCUCUGCUGCUGUCAUCGUCUACGUGAACGGUGGGUGGUCGACGUGGACCGAGUGGUCCGUCUGCAGCGCCAGCUGUGGGCGCGGCUGGCAGAAACGGAGCCGGAGCUGCACCAACCCGGCGCCUCUCAACGGGGGUGCUUUCUGUGAGGGGCAGAAUGUCCAGAAAACAGCCUGCGCCACCCUGUGCCCAGUGGACGGCAGCUGGAGCCCAUGGAGCAAGUGGUCGUCCUGUGGGCUGGACUGCACCCACUGGCGGAGCCGUGAGUGCUCUGACCCAGCACCCCGCAACGGAGGGGAGGAGUGCCAGGGCACUGACCUGGACACCCGCAACUGUACCAGUGACCUCUGUGUACACACUGCUUCUGGCCCUGAGGACGUGGCCCUCUAUGUGGGCCUCAUCGCUGUGGCCGUCUGCCUCAUCCUGCUGCUGCUUGUCCUCAUCCUCGUUUAUUGCCGGAAGAAGGAGGGGCUGGACUCGGAUGUGGCUGACUCGUCCAUUCUCACCUCAGGCUUCCAGCCCGUCAGCAUCAAGCCCAGCAAAGCAGACAACCCCCAUCUGCUCACCAUCCAGCCGGACCUCAGCACCACCACCACCACCUACCAGGGCAGUCUCUGUCCCCGGCAGGAUGGGCCCAGCCCCAAGUUCCAGCUCACCAAUGGGCACCUGCUCAGCCCCCUGGGUGGUGGCCGCCACACACUGCACCACAGCUCUCCCACCUCUGAGGCCGAGGAGUUCGUCUCCCGCCUCUCCACCCAAAACUACUUCCGCUCCCUGCCCCGAGGCACCAGCAACAUGACCUAUGGGACCUUCAACUUCCUCGGGGGCCGGCUGAUGAUCCCUAAUACAGGAAUCAGCCUCCUCAUCCCCCCAGAUGCCAUACCCCGAGGGAAGAUCUAUGAGAUCUACCUCACGCUGCACAAGCCGGAAGACGUGAGGUGUGGCCGCGGGCCCUGUUGCCGGGAGUGGGAGGGACCUGCCUGCUGCCUUCGCUCCCCAGGAAGCCCCCUGCCCACCCACUGUUGUGCCUGGCCUGAGGCGGCGGGGGAAAGAGCUGCGCCUAAGCCCCACGUGGUCCUGCAGCCCAAGCCCCUGGCCCCUGGGAUGCUGCUGCCCUGCCCUUGGCCUGGCCUUCAGGACCCAGGAUGGGCCACUGACACCUUUCCCUCCCCACCCAUAUUUCCCCACUUGAGGUUGCCCCUAGCUGGCUGUCAGACCCUGCUGAGUCCCAUCGUUAGCUGCGGACCCCCUGGCGUCCUGCUCACCCGGCCAGUCAUCCUGGCUAUGGACCACUGUGGGGAGCCCAGCCCUGACAGCUGGAGCCUGCGCCUCAAAAAGCAGUCGUGCGAGGGCAGCUGGGAGGAUGUGCUGCACCUGGGCGAGGAGGCGCCCUCCCACCUCUACUACUGCCAGCUGGAGGCCAGUGCCUGUUACGUCUUCACCGAGCAGCUGGGCCGCUUUGCCCUGGUGGGAGAGGCCCUCAGCGUGGCUGCCGCCAAGCGCCUCAAGCUGCUUCUGUUUGCGCCGGUGGCCUGCACCUCCCUCGAGUACAACAUCCGGGUCUACUGCCUGCAUGACACCCAUGAUGCACUCAAGGAGGUGGUGCAGCUGGAGAAGCAGCUGGGGGGACAGCUGAUCCAGGAGCCACGGGUCCUGCACUUCAAGGACAGUUACCACAACCUGCGCCUGUCCAUCCAUGAUGUGCCCAGCUCCCUGUGGAAGAGUAAGCUCCUCGUCAGCUACCAGGAGAUCCCCUUUUAUCACAUCUGGAACGGCACGCAGCAGUACCUGCACUGCACCUUCACCCUGGAGCGUGUCAGCCCCAGCACUAGUGACCUGGCCUGCAAGCUGUGGGUGUGGCAGGUGGAGGGCGAUGGGCAGAGCUUCAACAUCAACUUCAACAUCACCAAGGACACAAGGUUUGCUGAGCUGCUGGCUCUGGAGAGUGAAGGGGGGGUCCCAGCCCUGGUGGGCCCCAGUGCCUUCAAGAUCCCCUUCCUCAUUCGGCAGAAGAUCAUUUCCAGCCUGGACCCACCCUGUAGCCGGGGUGCCGACUGGCGGACUCUGGCCCAGAAACUCCACCUGGACAGCCAUCUCAGCUUCUUUGCCUCCAAGCCCAGCCCCACAGCCAUGAUCCUCAACCUGUGGGAGGCGCGGCACUUCCCCAACGGCAACCUCAGCCAGCUGGCUGCAGCAGUGGCUGGACUGGGCCAGCCAGACGCUGGCCUCUUCACAGUGUCGGAGGCCGAGUGCUGAGGCCGGCCAGGCCCAACACCUAUACUCUCACCAGCUUUGGCACCCACCAAGGACAGGCAGAAGCCGGACAGGGGCCCUUCCCCACACCGGGGAGAGCUGCUCGGACAGGCCCCCUCCCAGCCGAAGCUGUCCCUUAAUGCUGGUCCUUCAGACCCUGCCCAAACUCCCACCUCUCCAUGGCCUGCCUAGCCAGGCUGGCACUGCCACCUGCUCACACUCGGCCCCAGGGCCCAGGAUGGACAGUGCCUGGAGCCUGGGCCAGGCCCAGCCCAUCUGUGUGUGUGUAUGUGCGUGUGAUGCUACCUCUCCUCCCGUCCCUCUCCAGGGGCCCCGCAUACACACGGCCAUGCACGCACACACUGGGCCUGGGCCAGGGCCCCGGAGCUCCUGCCUGAGCUGGACCUUAUGCAAACAUUUCUGUGCCUGCUGGGUAGGGGCACGUCUGAGGGGCCCUGCUCCAAGCCUGCAGGACCGAGGGCCACAGCCGGACAGGGGGUAGCCCCUGGAUUCAGGCACAUGACCACCACACGAGCACGUGCCACGCAUGCCUCGUGUGCUCAUCUCACACACCCCCCCCUCCCGGGUCAUGCAGACACCCCCCACCACACACAUCUCAUGCUGUACACCUGAGGCUGCUCACGUCUCACGCCCAGUGUUGGUGCACAUUUGCCUCUCACAUGCUGCCCUCUCCACCCACCCAGGGACACCCCACGGUUCCUCCCUGCCCCUGCCCCUCCCCCAGCCUCGAGGUGCCCUGCCCGGCGGGGCCUGUGAAUAUGCAAUGGGAGUCCCGGGCUGUACAGUGGCGAGUGUGUGUGGCGUGGCGUGCCCGUCCCCAGGGCUGGCUGGUGCCCCACGCGGGGCCUGUCAUGUGAAGCUCGUGUCCUGACUUUGUCUUAAGUGCAUUCACGCACUUACACUUGGCCUUAUGUACACAGCCUUGCCCGGCCGCCGGGGCGCAUAGGGAUUUUAUCGGACGUGAAUGUAAAUAAAUUAUAUAUAUAUAUUGCUAA
This is a messenger RNA of Pongo pygmaeus (Bornean orangutan), 4183 nucleotides long. RefSeq names its product unc-5 netrin receptor A (gene UNC5A). NCBI's taxonomy places the organism in Eukaryota, Metazoa, Chordata, Mammalia, Primates, Hominidae. The coding region runs from base 219 to 3170 and encodes 983 amino acids. Gene Ontology annotation, cellular component: membrane. The record is from RefSeq and is a predicted model, not a curated record. Gene Ontology annotation, biological process: anterior/posterior axon guidance; netrin-activated signaling pathway. The transcript has 15 exons. Gene Ontology annotation, molecular function: netrin receptor activity; protein binding.